Condylura cristata (star-nosed mole) is the source of this 3094-nucleotide messenger RNA. RefSeq names its product potassium channel, two pore domain subfamily K, member 2 (gene KCNK2). Gene Ontology annotation, cellular component: membrane. Gene Ontology annotation, molecular function: outward rectifier potassium channel activity; potassium ion leak channel activity. The coding region runs from base 1 to 1344 and encodes 447 amino acids. The transcript is spliced from 6 exons. Gene Ontology annotation, biological process: potassium ion transmembrane transport; stabilization of membrane potential. The record is from RefSeq and is a predicted model, not a curated record. Lineage: Eukaryota; Metazoa; Chordata; Mammalia; Eulipotyphla; Talpidae.
AUGGUCAGGUGGUCUGAGCCCUUCUUUCUGAGUCCCAGAGCUUCCCCCAGGCAGACAGCACACCUGCCUCACCCCCCUGACCUCCCGCCUCUUUCUCUGUCCUGGCCAGUGGCAGCACCUGACCUGCUGGACCCUAAAUCCGCUGCUCAGAACUCCAAACCCAGGCUGUCGUUUUCCACCAAGCCCACUGUGCUUGCUGCCCGAGCGGAGAGCGACACGGCCAUUAAUGUUAUGAAAUGGAAGACGGUCUCCACGAUCUUCCUGGUGGUGGUGGUCUACCUGAUCAUCGGGGCCACCGUGUUCAAAGCCUUGGAACAGCCGCACGAGACCUCUCAGAGGAGCACCAUCGUGAUCCAGAAGCAGACCUUCGUCGCCCAGCACGCCUGCGUCAACUCCACUGAGCUGGACGAGCUCAUCCAGCAAAUAGUGGCAGCAAUAAAUGCAGGGAUUAUACCUUUAGGAAACACCUCCAAUCAAAUCAGUCACUGGGAUUUGGGAAGCUCCUUCUUCUUCGCUGGCACUGUUAUUACAACCAUAGGAUUUGGAAACAUCUCACCUCGCACGGAAGGGGGGAAAAUAUUCUGUAUCAUCUAUGCCUUACUGGGGAUCCCCCUCUUUGGUUUUUUGUUGGCUGGAGUUGGAGACCAACUAGGGACCAUUUUUGGAAAAGGCAUCGCAAAAGUGGAAGAUACGUUUAUAAAGUGGAACGUCAGCCAGACCAAGAUCCGCGUCAUCUCCACCAUCAUGUUCACGCUGUUCGGCUGCGUGCUGUUCGUGGCCCUGCCGGCCGUCAUCUUCAGGCACAUCGAGGGCUGGAGCGCCCUGGACGCCAUCUACUUCGUGGUCAUCACCUUGACCACCAUCGGCUUUGGUGACUACGUGGCAGGUGGCUCGGACAUCGAGUACCUGGACUUCUACAAGCCUGUCGUGUGGUUUUGGAUCCUGGUGGGCCUGGCCUACUUCGCCGCCGUCCUGAGCAUGAUCGGAGACUGGCUCCGUGUCAUAUCCAAGAAGACAAAGGAAGAGGUGGGGGAGUUCCGGGCCCACGCGGCCGAGUGGACCGCGAAUGUGACGGCUGAGUUCAAGGAGACCAGGAGGCGGCUGAGCGUGGAGAUUUACGACAAAUUCCAGCGGGCCACCUCCAUCAAGCGCAAGCUGUCGGCCGAGCUGGGCGGGAACCACAGCCAGGAGUUGACUCCUUGUCGGAGAACCCUGUCUGUGAACCACCUGGCCAGCGAGAGGGAUGUGCUGCCGCCUCUGCUGAAGGCAGAGAGCAUCUACCUGAACGGACUCACGCCCCCCUGUGCGGGCGAGGAGAUCGCUGUGAUCGAGAACAUGAAGUAAGCCUCUCUCGCGGGAACCUCCGACGGAGCCAGGGUAGGACGCCUCUGCUCGUGUUGGCUGUUGCUGAUAGCAUUUCGUAAAUUGUGCAUGAGCCCCCCAGGGGGGUUAGAUACACCCAUCCGGGUCCCCUGCCAUCGGGAGGAUUAGGAUUCCGAGCCAGCCCUGUCUGUCUGACGAUGCUUUCUUCGACACGUGGAAUGAACACCCAGGUCUGGUGCCCACCUGUGCCCAGACUGUCUUCCUCCUCUUCUCCUGACGUGCCAUAUGCCUCAGAAUGAGUCCUGUGUGUUUCUGGUAAUCACGUAGCUUCGAGGGUUCAGCCCUUCACUAGUCGGGGUGUACCUAACUGAGCCUAGAAAUGGACUGUUGUGGAUGACAACAUUUCUUUACGUCAAUGGCAGGAAAUUCUUAUGCAGUCUUUUACCUAAGAAAUUUUCUGUCAGUGCCUUAUCUUAGGAAGAAACAGAACCCCCUAGCUAAUGUGCGGUUUCUCUUUCCCCACCCCAUGCCCUCAGGCUCACCUCUUGGUCCUUUACCCCAGGGCUCCUGCUUGGAAUCCCAAACCAUGUGAAAAGAGUGUAAAAUGACCUAGUGAGGAUGCCCAAGGCAGGGCAGUCCUUAGAAAGCCAGCUUAGGUGGGCAUUGAAGCAACCCUAGAGACCCUACUGGUCAAGGCACUGCAGAGAAAUGGGGUGCAAAGGUGGCCCCUCUGAAUAUUUAUUUGAUCCACUGCCCACGGUACAUUAGUGCCAGGUCAGCAAAUAUUGGCUCCUUGUAGACAGCUCUUUUGUUCUUAGAAGCAUUUGGAAUUUAUCAGUUAUAAAUAACCGCGUGUUGUCAAAGGUAGAGGAAGAGUAUCUACACGCAUAUGUAUGUAAGUGAUACGACGGUUGUGUGGUGGAGGUGAGUGAGGUGUGGAUCGUUGUCUGGGCACAGAAAAAUGUGCUACGAGCCAGUGACCAUGCUGAGCACCUACUUGCUUUCUGAUGUAUGAAAAUUACGUGAUUUUCUUUUGGGGGAUGACAGUCCCGGGGGAGGGAGAUGAUGCUGCAGUUGGGAGGGGUGUGGUCCCAGCCUCGGGGUUCACAUCUCUGGGGAGACAGCGUGAGAAUGGAACUCUGGACGGGGCCACUGUGAUUUUGCACAUGGGAAAGAUUGCAGACAUCACCUCUGAUGUUCAAGAAAAAGCUAUUAUAGCACAAUUGAAAUCUCGAGAACCUUUCCUUUUUAGAUAGAAGAUGCUGAUAACCCUUUCUAGUUUGAUUUUAUAUCCUGUAAUUCUUGGGAUGUUUUUAGGACUCAGAAUAAAAUCAGCAAAGACACCCAGUAGCUAGCUCCUGACCUUUAUUUUCAUAUUACAUCUGCUGUACAUUGUAUAUAUAAUUUUUAAAGCGCAGAAAGUAAAUGAUUUCCCUAAAUAUAAUUACAAAACUUAUUUCUUUUACUCUUGGGGUGUGGGGUUUUCUGAAUAAGUGGCAUUCAGAUGAGGGUUUAAAAAAACCCAGGAUCUUAAAAAAAUACAAAAGAUUAACAGAUGCAUAUUUUCCAAAAUUUAAGCUAGAAGUGUAAAUAUUGUUAACUUGCUGAAGGUACUUUUAUAAACUUAAAAAAAAAUCUGAACCAAAAUCUUAGGAAGUCAGGCUCUCAUGGAAAGGAAGCAACAUCUAUUUCUUCAGUGAUGCUCUGGAAGUCCCCGUGGCGGGCUGCACCGUGUAUAAACUGUGAAUUGUACUGAUAAAUAAAGUUUGUA